Amphimedon queenslandica is the source of this 981-nucleotide messenger RNA. Its product is annotated as jacalin-related lectin 23-like. The transcript has a single exon. Lineage: Eukaryota; Metazoa; Porifera; Demospongiae; Haplosclerida; Niphatidae. The record is from RefSeq and is a predicted model, not a curated record. Bases 1 to 981 code for a protein of 326 amino acids.
AUGAAGCUGAAAAUAAGCGUUGUUUUAGUGAUACUACUGAUAGGACUUGGACUCUUAGCAGUUUAUUAUAAAAAAAGCUCAAAAGUUAGAAAACUCACCAAAUCAGUUGCUUAUGGAGGAAAUGGAGGAACUGAGUUUGAUGACUACUUGGGGUUGAACAACAUUUAUGGCAUACAUUCCAUUAUAAUCAGCUUUGGCGAUAUUAUUGACUCAAUUGAAGUCUGCUAUGCCCACAACAAUAUUCAAAGAACUGUUGUACAUGGAAAACCUUCUAGCAACACUCAAGUUGGAUACAUUGCACUUAAUCUGCAAGAAGAAAUCAUAAAGAUUGAAGGUAAAAUUGAUGGAGAAAUGGUGGGCCAAUUGACCAUUACUACAAUUGGACCGAAUUCUGAUGUUCCUAAAAUAUACGGGCCUUUUGGAAAGAAGGGAACACGUUCAUUUACAUUUGAAGGACAAAUACUAGCAUUUCAUGGACGCUCUGGCAACAGCUUGGAUCGACUUGGAGUGUACAGAUUGGAGAAACUGACCAAAAGUGAUCAAUAUGGUAGCACUAGUGCAUCUCCUUUUGAUGACAUAUCAGAUCUAAAUAAUCCUCCUGUUGUAUCAUUGAAAAGCAUUACUGUGUGGAGUCGUCCCGAAAUGGUACAAGCUAUACAAGCAGAAUAUCUUUUAGUAGAUGGCAGCACUCUUGAAGGAGCUAGGCAUGGAGCCAAUUUUGCCACAGAGAUAGCAACCAUUCCAUUGGAAGAUGGAGAUCAAAUUGUAUCUAUGGAUGGAAAAACAAACCCAUCAGACAAAUCUAUUGCUGAGCUCUCCUUCACUGUAGCUAAAGGAAAUAAAGAAACAAAGACAUAUGGACCUUAUGGAAAAGGCAAGGGGGAAAAAGGAAGCAAGGCAUUCCAUGUACACGGAAAUAUUCUUGGAAUACAUGGAGCCUCUGGAUCACAUAUAGAGAAGAUUGGUGCAUACUAUAUAUAG